AUGUCUUCAUACAGGAUAGGCGUCGAUGUGGGCGGCACAAACACCGACUGUGCCAUAAUCGACGUGACAGCUACCGACAAUCCGUCACGGGGUGUCUGCGCGUCUUGCAAAACACCGACCACCCCAGAUGUGACCUCCGGAAUAUACACAGCCAUUGUCAAUGCGUUGGCCAAGUCACAGGUCAAUCGAAAAGAUGUUCAAAGUGUCGCCAUUGGCACGACGCACUUCGUCAAUGCUGUCGUAGAGGCUGAUCCUCGUCGCCUCAGCAAAGUCGCCGUGGUUCGACUGUGUGGCCCAUUCACCAAAGCCAUUCCUCCUUUCAGCGACUUCCCACAACGACUCCGUGGGAUCAUGGAAGGACCGACUUUCUAUCUUGACGGCGGACUUGAAAUAGAUGGACGGGAGAUCUCUGCCAUCUCUCCCACGCAGAUUGAAAACGCGGUUGCCGAAAUCAAAAAGGCUGGAGUUUCCACUGUGGCCCUUGUUGGCGUGUUUUCUCCCCUGGACCACCAAGGAACCCAGGAGGAAGCUUGCAAGAAGAUAAUGCUCGAACUAGACCCGUCGUUGUCGGUCGUCUGCUCAUCUAAGAUUGGAAAUGUUGGACUCUUAGAGCGUGAGAACGCGACGAUCCUCAACGCAUCUAUCUUGAAUCUGACCCGGAAGACUGUCCUUGCCUUCUGUAAAGCCAUGAGUGAUCUUCAACUUCAUUGUCCGUUAUUCUUGACGCAGAACGAUGGCACGCUCACGGACGCAGCCACUGCAGCCGAGCUGCCGAUCAAAACAUUUGCCAGUGGACCAACAAACAGCUUGAUGGGAGCUGCAUAUCUAGCAAAUCUGAAUCGAGGAGCAAACAGUGAUAUCGCUGCAGAUACUCAGAUUCUUGUUAUGGAUAUUGGAGGAACUACAACAGAUGUUUGUGCGCUGCUGCCGUCAGGAUUCCCACGAAAAGCGCCAAAUUUUGUCGAGGUUGGCGGCGUCAGGACGGCAUUCUCUAUCCCCGAGGUGCUCUCUGUAGGUUUGGGUGGAGGUAGUCUUGUCCGAGUAGAUGAAGCCUUGGAUGCUGUUGCCGUUGGACCCGACUCAGUUGGUCACCGUCUUGGAAGCGACGCUUUGGUAUUCGGGGGUGAUCGUAUGACAUCCACGGAUAUCAUAGUCGCCAGUGGCAAAGCAGACAUUGGUGAUGCAUCCAAGGUUAAGCAUAUUCCCGACUCGGUGCUUGCAAAAGCACAGGCGAGGAUUAGGAGAAUCCUGGAACGCACCAUCGAUGAUAUGAAAGUCUCUGAUCUACCUGUGACUCUUCUCCUGGUGGGUGGUGGCUCCAUCAUUUGCACGGAAUCGCUUAAUGGCGUGGCUAAGUCUAUCAUUCCACCUCACCAUGACUCUGCCAAUGCGGUUGGAGCCGCAAUCGCAAAAGUUUCUGGUGAGGUGGAUGUUAUUGAAAUUAUGGAAAACCGGGAUGAGAGAGCUGUGCUGGAAGCGGCCAAGGAGCAAGCCAUCCAGGCUGCUAUUGCGCGUGGAGCUGACAAGGAUGACGCCAAAGUCGUCGAGGUGGAGAAAAUUCCGCUACAAUACGUAACAAACAAGGCGAUAAGGCUAGUCGUCAAAGCUGUGGGCAAACUCAGCACGUCGAAAUUUGAAGCGACCUUGGCAUCAGACCAGCCAUUCAACGCAGACUGGAUGUCAAGGGAUGAUGAGCAGAUAUCUGAGCAGGAAACGAACGGCGAUACCGCAUCAGCAAUACUAAAAGAUGCGACUUUCCCGUCUUCAUCCGCGAAACAUUUCACCUCUGUCCAACUUGACUCCUACGCGCCGGAAGUUGUCAACAAUGUAUGGUACCUGUCUGCCACUGACCUGGAAUUCAUCGCAACUGGUACUGGAGUUCUGGGCACGGGCGGAGGAGGCCCUUCGUAUCUUCAAUACCUUCAGUGCCUGCAUUGGCUACGGUCUUCCGAAUCCAAAGGACGCAUGAGAGUCGUGGCUCCCGAAUACAUGAAAGAUAGCGAUGUAUGCGUCUUCGGAUCCUGGUAUGGCGCACCGAGUGUCUCGAGCGAAAGACUUCCGGCUGGAACAGAGAUCAUGACGGCCAUUGAUUACUCAGUUCAAUUAUCGAAGCACUCGCAUUUUGAGGCAGUGAUUGCAGAUGAGAUUGGUGGUGGGAAUGGCAUGUCAACAUUUCCAACUUCCGCCUUCUAUGAUAUCCCUGUCAUUGACGGCGACUUGAUGGGACGUGCGUAUCCCACAAUGGAGCAUGGAACGCCGUACGUCUACGGGCAUCCGAUAACCCCUUGCGUUUUAGCAGAUGCUAAGCAGAACGUCGGCGUCGUGAUGAAUGCCGAAUCAAAUGCUAGGGUCGAAGGAAUGUUGAGAUCUCAAUGUGUGAACCUGGGUCUCAAAGCUGCUGUCGCCGCUGUUCCUUUAAGCUGCAAUAUCAUCAAGCAAUACUGUAUUCCGAACACUGUUUCUCAGGCAUGGUAUAUCGGAAGAGCAGUCCAUCAAGCUCGGAGGAACAAGAAUAAUAUCGUGAAUUCGAUAUUCAACACCUCACCUGGAAAGCUAUUAUAUAGUGGUAAAAUCAUCGACGUCAAAAGAGAUGUCAGUCGCGGAUACACCAUGGGUCAAUGUACCAUUGAGCCCUUGACGAGCGAUGAAAUAGAAGAACCCAACAAUACUCACCCAACAGAUGAAGAAAAGGAGAAGCAGCGUUGCAUAGUACUCCCGUUCCAGAACGAAUUCCUAUACGCAGCAUACGUGAACGAUGCAACCAGCGCAGACGACCCAUCAAAGCACGACGUAAUCUGUACUGUGCCAGACCUCAUAUCCGUAUUGGGCGCAGAUGGAGAAGCAAUUGGAUCGCAGGAAUUGCGAUAUGGGCUCAAAGUGGAUGUGAUUGCUAUGGCAGCACACCCGCUUUGGACGGGGGAUGCGAGAGGCUUGAAAGUGGGAGGCCCUGAGGGGUUUGGACUGGAUAUGGAGUUUCAAAGUAUUGGUCCUUAUCAGAAGCCGAGGAGCGUGAUAGAGGAGUUCAACAAGAGUGUAUAG
Messenger RNA from Talaromyces atroroseus, 3039 nucleotides. RefSeq lists its product as hypothetical. The transcript is spliced from 6 exons. NCBI's taxonomy places the organism in Eukaryota, Fungi, Ascomycota, Eurotiomycetes, Eurotiales, Trichocomaceae. Gene Ontology annotation, biological process: glutathione metabolic process. Gene Ontology annotation, cellular component: cytosol. Gene Ontology annotation, molecular function: 5-oxoprolinase (ATP-hydrolyzing) activity. The coding region runs from base 1 to 3039 and encodes 1012 amino acids. The record is from RefSeq and is a predicted model, not a curated record.